AUGGAGGGCGCCCUCGACCCUGAAACACUCUACACAAAGCAGAACUGCAUCGGUAUAUCCCCCCUCUCUCAGAACCCGGAAUCCGUUUGCAGAGACGGCUAUCUAACAGUCGACAAGAGAACCGGUCAAUCAGUUGCGAUCAAGAUCAUCGACGUCGAAAAUGCAGAUGAUGAAGUCGAGGAUAUCAUACAGGAGAUAUCGAUCCUGUCAGAACUCAAUUCUCCCCAUGUCACGAAGUACCACGGCUCGUUCCUCAAAGGAUCAGACCUUUGGAUCAUAAUGGAAUUCUGCUCGGGAGGGAGCUGCUCAGAUUUGAUGCGUGCAGGGCGCAUAUCGGAGGAAUAUAUCAUGAUUAUUCUUAGAGAACUGCUUUUGGGGCUCGAUUACUUGCAUAAUGACAAUAAACUACACCGUGAUGUUAAAGCUGCAAAUGUGUUACUUACGGCCAGCGGACAGGUCAAGCUGGCUGACUUUGGCGUUUCCGGUCAACUUUCCGCUACAAUGACCAAGAAAAACACCUUUGUUGGAACCCCCUUUUGGAUGGCCCCGGAGGUCAUCAAACAGUCGGGGUACGACCACAAGGCUGAUAUUUGGUCACUGGGUAUUACGGCGAUUGAAUUAGCCAUGGGCGAGCCACCACUCUCCGAUAUCCAUCCCAUGAAAGUCCUCUUUCUCAUUCCAAAGAACGCCCCACCCACUCUCCAAGGUGCUUUCAGCAAAUCAUUCAAGGACUUUGUUGAUCUUUGUUUACGACGUGACCCAAGAGAACGGCCGAGCGCAAAGGAGUUACUUAGGCAUCCGUUCGUGAAACGAGCAAAGAAGACGACAUAUUUGACCGAGCUCAUAGAGCGGUAUGAACGGUGGUUUGCAAAGAAUGGAAAUCGACUUCCAGAUGAUGAUGAAGACGAUGCAUAUCACCAGCAAGAGCAAAAUCAACCUGCCAUGGCUGGAGGUGAUGAUGAUCUAUGGGAUUUUGGCACCGUACGCCCUGCUGGAGGAAAUAGAGCUGCGGGACUGCGUGCCAUGAAUGAAGCUGCAGCAAACGCAAGAGCACAAGUUCCCAACAUGCACGCCCGUGCUCAGUCAAGCAGCGGCUGUCUUCCUACUUCUCAGGAAAACAUACCCAGAAAGAUGUCGAAAGAAACUGUCAAGAACCCCCCAUCACCGCAAAGACGGAAUUUCCCCGCUGAAACACCCCCAGCAACGCCAAAUAGUCAAGUAUCUCGGGCACCUCUGCCAACGCCCCAGGUUCCUCAGACACAGACACCGAGACAGUCAUCUUACCAUGAUCAAGUAAAGACACCCGUAGGCCUCGGGAAACCACAACCUCCGUUGCCAGCACAAGAGGAGGAAAGCCCGAGUACACAUGAUUAUGAUCGAGCCCUCCAACGGUCACUGGCACAGGAUCUUAAUUUCUUGAAGCUGGCAGAGUCUCCCAACAACACACCUACACAACCUCCCCCGAAAUCUCCGGCUCCAGAACAAAUUCAUAGGAAGCCUGCCCCGAUGCAACUGCCGGAAAUACCGCCGUUUAAGGGAGCGUCGAGUUCGCCAACACCUCAAGCUUCCAAGCCUCCAGGACAAUACCCUGCAGCACCUCUCUCGGCUCAUCCUUCAUCUACUCCUUCAUCAUACCAACAACAGCAACACACGCUUCCCUCUACCCGUCCCCAACCACCAGUCCCGUCAACACCAGAACGCAGUCCUACCAAUCAAAGUUCGCGCGACUCGCUAGACUCCAUCUCCUCUCAGUCCACCGUUCAUUUCUCUUCUCAAGAUCAACCCAAUCCUAAUGAACCGAUUACCGCGCUAAAUGGUGUUAUACUGCCAGCUUUAGAAGCUGCUCUCCAUCGCCGAACCUAUGCUCUCAAUUCCAUGUGUCGAGUUCAACCAGGUACCCCAGUCAGCCAACGGCCAUCUACAGAGCAAGUACAACGCCAAGUCUACGCCCACGAAAAGCUCAAGAGGCUGGUUAUCAAAGCCGCAGGCAUCUUCAAGGAGAUUGAACGAUGGGAUAAUGAAGCACCACUGGGCAUGGGUGGGGACAUCAAUGCCUUCCUUGAAGGAUUUUUAGAAGAAGUCCUCGUCCGCGUUGAGCCGGAGGAAGACCCAUCUGAAUGA
Molecule: messenger RNA, 2121 nt
Organism: Trichophyton benhamiae CBS 112371
Lineage: Eukaryota; Fungi; Ascomycota; Eurotiomycetes; Onygenales; Arthrodermataceae
Product: Ste20-like serine/threonine protein kinase, putative
Exons: 3
Coding region: 1-2121 (706 amino acids)
Biological process (GO): protein phosphorylation
Molecular function (GO): ATP binding; protein kinase activity
Source: RefSeq, a predicted model, not a curated record